Messenger RNA from Fusarium odoratissimum NRRL 54006, 2406 nucleotides. RefSeq lists its product as uncharacterized. Bases 1 to 2406 code for a protein of 801 amino acids. The transcript has a single exon. The record is from RefSeq and is a predicted model, not a curated record. NCBI's taxonomy places the organism in Eukaryota, Fungi, Ascomycota, Sordariomycetes, Hypocreales, Nectriaceae.
AUGAGUGACAUCGCCAAACCAAUGGAGCAAUCCAAGAUUGUCGACUUCUUUUCAUCUUCACCGUCCUCUCAGCAAUCCAAAUUGCGCACCGAAAAGCGUCACAAACCGUCGCCAACCAAGGCCGCGAAAGGUGGCAUCCAGUCGAGUUCACCCAACAAAAGUCGCGCAGAGUCACAACAGACCAUGCCUAAGUCAAGCCAAAAGCCCAAGAGGCAGAGAUCACAGGCAUCAACCUUAGUGCCCCGUGCAGCAUCUUUACAUCCAUCUAUUCCCUCUACCCCAAUCUCCAAAAAUAUGUCAUCCCCCCAAAUUACGAAGAAGCGUCGCUUGGAGGGACGCAAUGAACGUGUCCCCGAAACUCCCCCUAAAAAACGAGUCGCCACGAGUAGUCAAGGCCAACAAAUUCCAAAACGAGCAACUCAACUAGUGCAAGGAGACUCACCGCAUACACCAUUUGAUAUUUCAUCUGGAGAGAGCUCUGAUUCAGACUGUGUAAUCGAAAAAGUUCAGCCGUCGCCAAAGCGCAAGCUUGUCGCCCCCAGCCCACGAGCUCGUCCUUCCAAGAAGCGCAGGACUGAUCAACAGGAGUUAGUCAAGCGAGGGUAUGCCUCUAUCAAAGCAUCUGUUCUCGCAAAAAGCGCAACAUCGUCAGGACAGAACAAGAAACCAGCUGCUGGCCGGCGACAAGCAGCCUCUGUACCCUCUCACGCACCUUUGCCUAACCUCACCUCAAAUGUUGCAGGCCCAAGCCGAAGCACUUCUGUCCCUCCAGCUCAUAGGCCUCCUAAUUCCAGCCAGAAUGAGGAUGCGAUCCAAAAUGAUAAUGAGUCGGGUUGCGACAAUGAGAAGGUUCAGCUCUCUCCAAGAAAGCGCCAUCAACUCGAACAACAGAAAGCCAACGUCAAGCGACGACGAGUUGGCGACUCAAUCGAUACCCCUGUGUCCAUCGAUGCAGACGACGAAGAUCAACCCGACUCAGACUGUGAGGUUGUCAAGGUUCUGGUGUCCCCAAGGCGAAAGGCUGCCAAACAUCGUGCUACAGCCGACAAAGAUACCAAGGACGAGAACUCUCAUGAGCAACGAAAGGUUGCAGCUCAGUGCAAGACCAAGUCUCGCUCUGUGACAAAGCAGCCGACGCCUGCCACUUCAGCUGUUGCACGCGACACCACACCAAGCACAACUUUGCACAUCGAUCUUACCCAGGAGUCCUCCGAUAGUUCUGAUUUCUCAGAUGAAGAGACUACCAGUCCGGCCAAGCCAGCUCUGCAAACACCAGUCGAGCCCGCUCUCAACGUCCAGAAUCCCCAAGCCACUACUAUUGAGCGUAUUACUAGUAGCAACACCUACAACCCCAUUGUCGCUCCUGAGAACAAUCUUCCCGUCCAUGAACAGAGGGCGGCGUCCCCGGAUGAUAUCAUGGCUCCUUUGUGGAAUUGGACUAAGUGCCCUGAGACGAAGAAAGCUCCUUCAACCUCCAGCAGCAAUUGCCCGUCUCCCAGCCAUGAUGUGCCCUUCUCCACCGCGCCUGAAUAUCAGCACGAUGAUUCCGCGGCGAAGAAAAUCAAGUUGGAAGCUCACGAUAGUGACAUGAAAUUCAUCAAGAAAGAGAGUAUUGGGCGAUACAACUCCGACGAUGACGAAGGUAGCAAUGACGAAGAGUCUCAGGAUGGAGACAUAUACCCUAUCAAGCAAGAGAGCAGCUCAGUAUAUGCCCAAUCCUCAGACGAUGAAGAAGACCCCGCCGAAGAAAGCAUCAAGAACAUCAAGCAGGAGAGUUACUCAAACCCCGUGAACAUUUCUGCUUUGAAGCAAUACGAGUCACAUUCCGACGAAGACAGUGAGGAGGAAUACCAAGGACUUCCUGACCUAAGUGACGAUGAGGUUUCCCAUGACGCCAAUACCAACGAGGCGGAAGGUAAUGAGGAUGUUAGAUCAUCGCCACCUAUGUCAUAUCAGCUACCACAGGAAGACGUCUCUCCGAAAACUGUCUCUGCAACACUUGAAGAAGAGGCCAUAUUUGAUUCGGCCGAUAAGGAUUUGACCAAUGCGUUCGGCAAUUCGAAGAAUAAUUUCUCCACUCCGAUCAAAACUGAGAAUGGUCUUUCGCCAUCAAUCUAUGAGCUGCAGCCAGUUUACAGUGGUGAGAAGCUUAUGCAGAGCCACACUCCAGGUACACCAUCGCCGUUCCGACCUCACCAUCGGGAGUCGCUUAUCGGCUUGAAGAGUAUCCUUAAGGGCUCGGGUGGACGAGGUCGUGCGAGUGAUAACGAGACUGUGUACUCUCCAUUCCCUGAUAUUUCUCCCCUUUCUGGAGACGAGCACGACGUUUCAUCACCUACAGAACGAAUAAAGCAGAGCAAAGAGCAAGCCAAGGCUGUCCGGCCUUCUGAACGCAGAGUCUCAUAG